Molecule: messenger RNA, 2130 nt
Organism: Anolis carolinensis (green anole)
Lineage: Eukaryota; Metazoa; Chordata; Lepidosauria; Squamata; Anolidae
Gene: marco
Product: macrophage receptor with collagenous structure
Exons: 18
Coding region: 211-1728 (505 amino acids)
Biological process (GO): extracellular matrix organization
Cellular component (GO): membrane
Molecular function (GO): extracellular matrix structural constituent conferring tensile strength
Source: RefSeq, a predicted model, not a curated record
AGUUUUUUUUGCAAGUCUAAUACAAAAAAUACCCACUUGCAAAACCAAUAGAAAAUGUUCAUCUGGUACUAUGCAUAUCCAGUAGAUAAAAUUAGGCGCCUCACUCACCACACAGAGAGAAAGAAAGAGAGAAAGAGAGAGUUCUUCUUGCUGUUCUUUGGUGUCUACAUUCAAGCCGUUAGGAGUUUGGUAUAAAGUAAGACUUCAGUCAUGGACAACCCAGGUACAAACAGUGAUGAUGAAUUUUUCAGAAGCAUUGGAACCUUUACUUUUUCAGAUAAGAAGGUACUAACAUCACCUACAAUCACAUCGUUUGAAAUAAACGAGCCAAAAAGCCAGAAAAAGCCUUCCAACUGCUGUAUUUGGGCUGUGCUUAUAAUAUACCUGGCUUUGCUCACUGCAGGCGUCGGACUGCUGACCUAUGAAGUCUAUAAGUUGCACAAGGAUAAAGAUAACAUUAAACAAGGUCCACCUUUAACAGGACAACCAGAUAGUCAUUUUGCCAAUGAUACUAUACAAAAGGAGACCUUUUUUGGAACAAACUCACAGAGAGGGGAAGACAAUUGGAUCACACGUUUAAAUGAAGAAAUCCAGAUAAUCAAGCUGAACAAUCAACAUUUAUAUUGGAAAAUAGCUAAUGUAACAGGCCAACUUGAAAACAAUGAAAUUCGAGGACCUCCAGGACUUCCAGGUGCCAAAGGAGACAGAGGAAUUCCAGGAAUAAAAGGGGACCAGGGCAGUAAAGGAGACAGGGGUGAAAAGGGAGACACUGGUUUAAGAGGAAGCAAAGGAGAACCGGGGACAAAUGGUUUUGGAUUGCCUGGACAGAAAGGAGAAGCAGGGAUUAAAGGAACAAGAGGAGCCCCAGGUGUGCAAGGAGAGAAGGGUGAACCAGGAGCCAUGGGACCCAAAGGAUUAAAUGGAGAGCAAGGAUUUCCAGGUUUAACUGGACCUGUGGGUGAAAAAGGAGCAAAAGGGGAUUUUGGAUCUGCUGGGCCAAAAGGUGAACCAGGAUUAAAAGGAGAUAUGGGAGAGAAGGGACUUCGAGGUAACCCAGGGCCCCAAGGAGAAGCAGGUGGAAAAGGAGCAAUGGGCCCAACAGGACCAGCUGGAAAUCCAGGACAGAAGGGGGAACAGGGAGCACGGGGUCUCCCAGGUCUGAACGGUAUUCAUGGACUUCCAGGAGACAAAGGCGAUCCUGGCAACAGAGGACUACCAGGACCUCCUGGGCUGCAAGGUGCAAAGGGAGAGAAAGGAGCAGCAAGUAACCUUCCAGGGGUACCAGGACCAAAAGGUGACCGUGGGCAAAAAGGCAGCAAAGGUGAUCCAGGAAUACCAGGCAGCAAGGGUGCAAAAGGAGAUGCAGGAACCAAAGGAUCCCAGGGGAUACAAGGGCUUAAAGGUGAAAAGGGAGAUCCAGAAUCGCAAGCCCAUCCUGUCAGACUUAUUGGAGGGACCAGGCGUGGCCGAAUUGAGAUUCAACACAACGGAAUAUGGGGCACCAUAUGUAAUGACGAGUGGGAUGAAAAAGACGGAAUAGUGAUUUGUCGAAUGCUGGGAUUUCGAAAUGUAGUUGAGACCUUCACUGCACCUGCAGGAUCUGGACAAAUCUGGUUGGAUGACGUGCACUGCACAGGAAAUGAAAACACUAUUGUUUCUUGUCCUAAACGGAUAUGGGGUCAACACAACUGCGGCCAUGACGAAGACGCUGGGGUGCAGUGCUCUUAAUAGAAGACCAUUCAGCACUGGAUACACACCAGAGAACUGUAGGUUUUGCAAAAACAAAAAACAAAAAAACAAAAAAACAAAUUAUCACAUUAAAACACAACUGAAUAACUAGCUUUUUAAAAAAGAAGCAAUAAAUCAAUAAAAAGAAAUAUUUGACUUUCCCCCAAUGAUUAUUAUAUAUUCCUGUUAUAUAUAAAACAAAUUUCAGAUUUCUGUUUGCUGUUUGAGUCCCCAAAUAUUUAUUUUUAUUAUGGCCUUUUUAAAAAGCUCUUUGUUCAGUUGUGUUUAAAUGUGAUAAUUUGUUUAUUUGUGUGAUUAUUUUGUGCUUCUGUCUGUAUUUUAAGUUUGGGGGAAAAGAUGAGCAAUCAGAUCAAAUUUUAAUAAAAAAAGACUUCACUGCAA